Ipomoea triloba (trilobed morning glory) is the source of this 2554-nucleotide messenger RNA. RefSeq names its product beta-galactosidase-like. The transcript is spliced from 16 exons. The record is from RefSeq and is a predicted model, not a curated record. NCBI's taxonomy places the organism in Eukaryota, Viridiplantae, Streptophyta, Magnoliopsida, Solanales, Convolvulaceae. Gene Ontology annotation, molecular function: beta-galactosidase activity. Gene Ontology annotation, biological process: carbohydrate metabolic process. Bases 160 to 2448 code for a protein of 762 amino acids. Gene Ontology annotation, cellular component: cell wall; vacuole.
UACAAUUGACAUGUGCAUUCUUAGAAGAAUGGAUAAGAGAAGACAAAGAAGACAAGAAAACUUAUUAAAAAUUGCCAUUCUUCCCCUUAGAGAACAUAUUAAAGAUACUUAGCUAGGAAACAAGGGUGGCACAAAUUCCAUUUUUGUUUGUUCAUUUUAAUGUAUAGAAUGAGGAAUAUGCUGGGGACCAGAGGCCAUAUUCCGGUGCUGUUUAUGGUGGUGCUGUUCUCAUUUGUGUAUUGUCCAGUGAGGGCAACAGUUUCUUAUGAUGGGAAAGGUUUCAUCAUCAAUGGGGUGAGGAGGAUUCUCAUCUCUGGCUCUAUUCACUAUCCAAGAAGCUCCCCUGAGAUGUGGCCUGAUCUUUUACAGAAGGCUAAAGAUGGAGGGUUGGAUGUUAUACAGACUUAUGUUUUUUGGAAUGGACAUGAACCCUCUCCUGGAAAGUAUAAUUUUGAGGGGAGAUAUGAUUUGGUAAAGUUCAUCAAACUGGUGCAACAAGCAGGCCUCUUUGUUCAUCUCCGGAUUGGCCCCUACAUUUGUGCAGAAUGGAACUUUGGGGGAUUCCCUGUCUGGCUAAAAUACAUUCCAGGAAUGGAAUUUAGAACAGAUAAUCAACCUUUUAAGGAGGCUAUGCAAGGCUUCGUUGAAUUAAUCGUGGAUCUGCUCAAGUUAGAAAAGUUAUUUGAGCCUCAGGGUGGACCGAUUAUCAUGAGUCAGAUUGAAAAUGAGUUUGGUCCUGUGGAGUGGGAAAUUGGUGAUCCUGGUAAAGCAUAUACGAAAUGGAUGACGCAAAUGGCUAUAGGACUAAACACUGGUGUUCCCUGGAUCAUGUGUAAACAAGAGGACGCUCCCGAUCCUAUUAUAGAUACUUGCAAUGGAUUCUACUGUGAGAACUUUCAUCCAAACAAACCUUAUAAGCCCAAAAUGUUUACAGAAGUCUGGACUGGAUGGUAUACACAGUUCGGUGGACCAGUUCCUCGGAGGCCUGCAGAAGACUUGGCAUUUGCAGUUACUCGGUUUGUUCAGAAUAAUGGCUCGUUUUUCAACUAUUACAUGUAUCAUGGCGGGACAAAUUUUGGAAGGACAGGUGCCGGUCUUUUCGUUGCUACUAGCUAUGACUAUGAUGCUCCACUAGAUGAAUAUGGCCUCGUGAACGAACCAAAAUAUGGGCAUUUAAGUGGCCUGCAUCGAGCAAUCAAGCUAGCUGAACCAGCUUUAGUUUCAUCGUAUCCUAUCGUUACCUGGCCUGGCAAAAACCAAGAGGUUCAUGUCUUUAGAUCAGAAACCGGGGCUUGUGCUGCGUUUCUUUCCAAUUAUGACCCCCAAUUUUCUGCAAAAGUAACGUUUUUGAAUCUGCAAUAUGAUCUCCCCCCUUGGUCAAUUAGUAUUUUACCUGACUGCAAGAAUGUUGUUUACAACACAGCAACUGUUAGGUCUCCGAGCUUACAGACGAAUAUGAUUCCAGUCGGGAGUGGAUUCUCGUGGCAAUCAUACACCGAAGAGAUUGCAUCUUCUGAUGACAGUGACACAGUUGCAGCAGCUGAUGGAAUGUGGGAGCAAAUAAACGUCACCCGAGAUUCAUCAGACUAUCUGUGGUACAUGACAGAGGUGAACAUUGCACCAGAUGAAGAGUUCCUGAGGAACGGGAAGGACCCUGUCGUUACUGUUAUGUCUGCUGGUCACGCGUUGCACAUUUUCAUUAACAGUGAAUUAUCAGGUACUCGGGCUACAACGCUUUUAAGACCACGAUUCUCUUGUCUGCCAUCGUGUUUGAAAUUUUCAGGCCGUGUAAUAGGAACUGUAUAUGGUGGAUUGGCAUUUCCAAAGCUAACAUACAGUAACAGUGUAAAACUCAGAGCUGGAAUUAACAAGAUUUCUCUGCUUAGCGUUGCUGUUGGUCUCCCGAACGUUGGCCUGCAUUUCGAGAAGUGGAACGCUGGAGUUCUCGGGCCAGUCUCAUUGAGCGGGCUCAACGAGGGCACGAGAGACUUGACAAACCAGACAUGGUUUUAUAAGGUUGGUAUGAAAGGCGAAUUGUUAAGUCUUAACACUGUAACUGGAAGCUCCUCGGUAGAAUGGGAAGACGGUCCACUUCUGGCUUCCAAACAACCCUUAACAUGGUACAAGGCCACAUUUGAUGCCCCAGAAGGAAACGAUCCCCUAGCGCUAGACAUGAGCAGUAUGGGGAAAGGCGAAAUAUGGGUAAAUGGCGAAGGAGUGGGGCGCCACUGGCCCGGAUACACAGCACAGGGAAGCUGCAGUUCUGAGUGUAACUAUGCUGGUACUUACAAUCAGAAGAAAUGCCAGGUGAAUUGUGGGCAACCUUCUCAGAGAUGGUAUCAUGUCCCGCGAUCAUGGCUGAAAUCGAGUGGGAAUUUCUUGGUUGUGUUUGAAGAAUGGGGUGGUGAUCCAGACAGGAUUUCUAUGGUUAGAAGAACUAACAACUAACUCAUUUGCCUCUCUGAAAUCUUGAAUCUCAGAAUGAGAUAACACAAGGCUGCUGAAUCAUAUGAAUAUGUUCUGGCUCUAAUGUGUACCAUGUUAUGUUUCAUAA